AUGGGCAGCUUGUGCAUGGAGCUGAUGCGGCUGUCGCAGCUGACGGGCGACUCGCGGUGGUUCGAUACCUCGGAGCGUAUCACUAACCUGCUGGCCGUGCAACAGGACUUGACCGAGCUGUCCGGCCUGUGGCUCCUGGUGGUCAACCCAGGCGACGACGUUUACAACAAAGUCUCCACAUCCACUCUCGGCGCCAUGGCCGACUCUCUCUGGCGUGAUGACGACGAUGACUUCGACGCCAUCAUCCGCAACAAGCGCUUCAACGACCAUCGGUACAACCUACGUCCCAAGGCCAUCGAGAGCGUCUCUGUCCUCUACAGGGCUAUUUUGGGGUGGGACCUGGCCGACUUGGCCCGAGCCAUGCUCGAGUCCAUCGACAAGGUUACCAAUACGGGUCUGGCCAGCUUAGCCAUCAGAGAUGUGGCGCUGGCAGAGGACGCGCCCGCCGCCCGGUUAGACUCGAUGAAGUCGUUUUGGAUGGACGAGACGCUCAAGUACUUUUACUCGACUGGGUGA
Molecule: messenger RNA, 516 nt
Organism: Geosmithia morbida
Lineage: Eukaryota; Fungi; Ascomycota; Sordariomycetes; Hypocreales; Bionectriaceae
Product: mannosyl-oligosaccharide alpha-1,2-mannosidase
Exons: 3
Coding region: 1-516 (171 amino acids)
Biological process (GO): carbohydrate metabolic process; N-glycan processing
Cellular component (GO): Golgi membrane; endoplasmic reticulum
Molecular function (GO): calcium ion binding; mannosyl-oligosaccharide 1,2-alpha-mannosidase activity
Source: RefSeq, a predicted model, not a curated record